Molecule: messenger RNA, 1683 nt
Organism: Cuscuta europaea
Lineage: Eukaryota; Viridiplantae; Streptophyta; Magnoliopsida; Solanales; Convolvulaceae
Source: the annotation of a GenBank genome assembly
AAAUAUCUUUUAAGUCAAAUGAUUUGAAGUUAAUCAUAUAAUUGGACAAAUGUGUUGAAACAAUUAUUAUAAAACGCUAUAAUAUUUAUAUGUUUUCGGUAUGGGAGAAUGAAGAGCUAAAAAGUUUAUUGCUCAAUUACCAAAUUAGUAAUAAAGUUCAAAUUAAGCAGACGUGUUUUGACAAGAAGAGCUGAGUCCGGCGGUGAUGGCUGAUGAUCCGGCGGCCAGUUGGGAGGCUGUUCAAACGACCAAAAGAGAUUUCUCAUCUUCCAAUUCCACUCGCUCAACAUCAAAACUUGUCCUGAUCACGAUCACUCCAUCGCUCUUCACGUGUAAUGCGUUGAUAUUGGAGUACUCGAAAAGCUCCAGUGAGAUUGAGUCCCUGAAGUCGUUUAUCGGCCUUUGGAGAACCGGAAUAAAACCUGAUAAGUUUGUUUUCCCCUCCGUGCUAAAAUCUGAUGGGUGCUGUUCCAUUGUUGGAGCUGGCGGAUCAGUUCGUUCAAUGUCGAUAAAGAAGGGGUUUUCUUUUGAUGUCCAUGUGAAUAACGCCCUCCUGAAAAUGUACGCUGCAUGUGGUGUGAUAGCGUUUGCAAGGAAGGUGUUCGAAGAAAUGUCUGAAAGGGACAUGGUUUCUUAGAGCUUUAUGAUUUCUAGCUAUGUUGAUGGAUGCUAUUGGAGUGUUCAAGAAGAUGAAGCUUGCAAAUGAGAAGGAAACUUCAAUCACUUUGGUGAGCUUGCUAUCUGCGUGUACCAGUCUACUGAAUGCCAGACUAGGCCAGUCCAUCCAUUCGCAGAUCCUGACCCAUGGUAUUGAAUUGCAUGUUGGCCUCGGAACAGCUCUCCUUCAGAUGUACGCAAAGUGCGCCCACGUGGAAAAAGCCUUCCACAUCUUCAAUAUAAUGAGCGCCAAGAAUCUGCGGUCCUGGACUAUAACUAUAUCUGCACUUGCAGAUAAUGGCCAUGGAGAAGAAGCCGUAUCCUUAUUUUCCAGAAUGGAAAAAUCCGGACUGAGGCCCGACUGCUUGUCAUUCUCUGCCAUUUUGUCUGCUUGCGGUCACUUGGGUCUUGUCGAUAAAGGGCGUGACCUGUUCAGGAGAAUGGCGAGUGUUUGUGAUAUCAGACCAAGCAUGGAACAUUAUGGAUGUAUGGUGGACUUGCUUGGACGUGCAGGUAAGAUAGAGGAAGCUUACCAGGUCAUCAUGCACAUGCCGAUGGAACCGAAUUCUGUAAUACUAAGAAGCUUUAUUAGGCCUGCAAACAGCAUGAACGCAUUGUUCCUCAUAUCAAUGAGAACCUUAAGGAAAUGUUGCAUAGAAUAGAGCCUGAUAUUUCAGCCAACUAUGUCCUUGCUGCCAAUAUGUCUUCCAACCAGGGUAAUUGGGAUGAUGCCGAUGGACUGCAAACUUGUAUAAAAGAAAAGGGCUUUAAGAAAGUUCUUGGUUGCAGUUGGGUGCAGCGGCUGAUCUAGAUCUUUUCUUAAGUGUGGGCCGAAAAGUAAAAGAACAUUUCUCUGUCCUUAAAUCGUUGUCAUUUACGAUUGAUUUAGGACUGAGAUGAAGUCAAGUUGUUCGUGAUAAUAUCUGAAAACCCGAAUUCAAAUAUCAUAAGAAAUUGAUACUCCGUAGUUAGAAUCAAAUUACAAAAACGAAAUGAGUAGCAUUUGUCUAUCCUUCACCAAUCAAA